This is a messenger RNA of Lotus japonicus, 1200 nucleotides long. Its product is annotated as FBD-associated F-box protein At3g52670-like. Gene Ontology annotation, molecular function: protein binding. The coding region runs from base 1 to 1200 and encodes 399 amino acids. The transcript has a single exon. NCBI's taxonomy places the organism in Eukaryota, Viridiplantae, Streptophyta, Magnoliopsida, Fabales, Fabaceae. The record is from RefSeq and is a predicted model, not a curated record.
AUGGAAAUGGAAACGAACAUUUCAGAUAUACCUGAGGACGUUCUCUCAAGCAUCAUCUCCUUUCUCGGCAUUGAGGACGUAUUGCCUACUCGCCUACUCUCGAAGACGUGGAGACAUCUCCGUGUCCCUACAGUGGAUAUUAAUGAAGAACGCUUUUGCCGUAGAUUUGGAGCAGAUCCAACCGAUUUUGCGCUAUUCGUCGGGUUCGCCCUUAAUGCGCUCCAGCGCUUUCCUGGCACUGGAACCAUCAAGACCUUGGGAAUUCACUCUCCGAGCGCAAACUCCGACUAUAUGAGUUUAUGGGUGAGGAUUGCACUGGAUCUGCAGGUUGAAGAAAUUGUAAUAUCCGGUCGAGUUGCCCAUUCCCCUUCUGAGGCGCAGUUUAUGUGGCCUAUCGAUCUUUGGAACUCCCCACAUCUGAAAGCUCUGCGUCUUCAUGCUGGCGGCAUCUUUCCUGCUGCUUCCUCCGUUAACCUGCCACAGCUUGUAACCCUGAGAUUGCAAUUAAUAGGUUUCUCCAGUAACAAUGGGUUAAUUAAUUUCUUGGAAGGCUGUACUGGUCUUCAGAACUUUGUCGCAGGUGGAAUUUGGUUUACUGAGUCUGCUGGGGAGAACCUCCAGCCUAAUCUUCCUCAUCUGAAAACCCUAGAUUUUGAGUUGAUGAAAUUUGCCAGCAAUCGCACGUUUCUGAAUUUUUUGUUGGGUUGCCCUAUGCUUGAUAGCUUGUCAGCCUAUCAAGUUCGGUUUGAUGAAAUCACUGAGGUGGAUAUACCACUUAAUUUACCUUGUCUCAAGAACCUGCUGCUCAACGGGAUCAUGUUCUCAAGCAGCCAUGCACUCUUGAGUUUUUUGUCUGGUUGCCCUACAGUUGAGAGCUUGGUACUACGUGGAAUACGGUUUCCUAACCAUUUGGAUGUCUUGGAAGAGGACAGUAUGGAAAUUAAUCUUCCUUGCCUGAAAAACCUUGACCUCAGUUACAUGAUGUUCUCAACCAAUCGGGGAUUUCUCAAAUUUUUGUUUGGGUGCCCAAAUGUUGAGAGCUUGGUAGCAAUUCACAAUUUGUUGGAUGAAGUCAAGGAGUUGGCAGCUGAGGAAUUCAUUGUGAUGCAGAAAUUGAAGAAGGUUGAGGUGCGCUUUAGUGACUGGGAGGUUCCUGCCCCAGUGUUCUCCAUGGCCAGGUUUGAUUUGAAAAUUUCUUAA